Tachyglossus aculeatus (Australian echidna) is the source of this 1855-nucleotide messenger RNA. RefSeq names its product retinoid isomerohydrolase RPE65 (gene RPE65). Gene Ontology annotation, biological process: zeaxanthin biosynthetic process; retinal metabolic process. Lineage: Eukaryota; Metazoa; Chordata; Mammalia; Monotremata; Tachyglossidae. The transcript is spliced from 14 exons. Gene Ontology annotation, molecular function: beta-carotene 15,15'-dioxygenase activity; retinol isomerase activity; all-trans-retinyl-ester hydrolase, 11-cis retinol forming activity. The coding region runs from base 4 to 1605 and encodes 533 amino acids. The record is from RefSeq and is a predicted model, not a curated record.
AAAAUGUCCAACCAGGUCGAGCACCCAGCCGGAGGGUACAAGAAACUCUUUGAAACGGUGGAAGAACUGUCCUCUCCGCUGACUGCUCACGUCACAGGCAGAAUCCCCGUUUGGCUGAGCGGCAGCCUCUUGCGCUGUGGGCCGGGCCUGUUUGAAGUGGGCUCUGAGCCAUUCUACCAUCUGUUUGACGGGCAAGCCCUCCUCCAUAAGUUUGACUUUAAAGAGGGGCACGUCACCUACCAUAGAAGAUUCAUCCGGACUGACGCGUAUGUGAGAGCGAUGACCGAAAAGAGGAUCGUUAUCACCGAGUUUGGCACCUGUGCUUUCCCCGAUCCUUGCAAGAACAUAUUUUCCAGGUUUUUUUCUUAUUUCCGCGGAGUGGAGGUGACAGACAACGCCCUAGUGAAUAUCUAUCCGGUAGGAGAAGAUUACUACGCCUGCACGGAGACCAACUUUAUCACAAAAGUUAACCCGGAGACUCUGGAGACAAUUAAGCAGGUGGAUCUCUGUAAUUAUAUUUCAAUCAAUGGAAUGACAGCUCAUCCCCACAUAGAAAAUGACGGAACCGUCUACAACAUAGGCAAUUGUUUUGGAAAGAAUUUUGCCAUUGCUUAUAACAUCGUGAAGAUCCCUCCGCUCCAAGCAGACAAGGAAGAUCCAAUAAACAAGUCAGAGGUGGUUGUACAAUUUCCCUGCAGCGACCGAUUCAAGCCAUCUUACGUUCACAGCUUUGGUUUGACUCCGAAUUACAUCGUUUUCGUGGAGACGCCGAUCAAAAUCAACCUGUUCAAGUUCCUUUCGUCCUGGAGUCUCUGGGGUGCCAACUAUAUGGAUUGCUUUGAGUCCAACGAGACCAUGGGGGUCUGGCUCCACGUGGCGGACAAAAAACAAGGCAAGUGCCUCAACCAUAAGUACAGGACGUCGUCUUUUAACCUCUUCCAUCACAUCAACACCUAUGAAGACAACGGAUUCCUCAUCGUGGACCUGUGCUGCUGGAAAGGGUUUGAGUUCGUCUACAAUUAUUUGUACUUAGCCAAUUUACGGGAGAACUGGGAAGAGGUGAAGAGAAACGCCAAAAAGGCUCCCCAGCCCGAAGUGAGGCGAUACGUCCUCCCCUUGAAUAUCACCAAGGCCGACACGGGCAAGAACCUCGUCAGCCUCCCCCACACCACAGCCGCGGCCAUCCUGUGCAGCGACGAGACCAUCUGGCUGGAGCCAGAAGUGCUCUUCUCUGGCCCCCGACAAGCCUUUGAGUUUCCUCAAAUCAACUACCAGAAAUACGGCGGGAAACCUUACACGUACACCUACGGGCUCGGCCUGAAUCACUUUGUCCCGGACAGGCUCUGUAAACUAAACGUCAAAACAAAAGCCACUUGGGUGUGGCAGGAGCCCGACUCUUACCCGUCAGAGCCCAUCUUCGUUUCUCACCCGGAUGCUCUUGAAGAAGACGAUGGAGUGGUCCUGAGCGUGGUGGUGAACCCCGGCCCGGGCCAGAAGCCUGCUUACCUGCUCAUCCUCAAUGCCAAAGACAUGAGCGAAGUGGCCCGGGCGGAGGUGGAGAUUAACAUUCCCGUUACCUUCCACGGCCUCUUCAGGAAGUCGUGACCGCUCGCCUUCCAGUUACGUGUUUCCUUCAUAGAGCUCUGAGUCUGGGGAGACACCCAUGCAACCAUAUCCUUCCCCACACUCAGAAAAGCUAGGGUCCACGCGUCGGGGGCCGGAACGGGAAGAAAACACCUGGAAACCACCUUAAGCUCUGGAGCAGGUGGAAGAUGAGAUGCAAGUGGCUAUCAAUCAAUCGUUGUAUUUACUGGGAAGCAGCAAGGCCUAGCGGAUGGCGCACAGGCCUAGGAGU